CCGGGGACUGGGGACAGCGGUUGUCACGGUGCCAGCUGAGCUCCAGGUCAGAGACCGAGCAGCGUUUGGGGAGUUUUUCAGAGCAGCAAGUGAGGAAAAGUUUUGACAAGCGUUACCUGCGGGUGGCUUCUGUCAGCGGCAGCGACAGCAACAGCAGCGGCGUGUCCAGCGUCCAGCAGCAGCCUGUGUAGAGUGUCUCCUCUCUGCGGGUGAGAGGCUGUACGAUCCUCGGCAGUGUUCUGAGACUGUACGGCCCCGAUACCACCACCCCCCACCUACUCCGCUCCAGCCUGGACGGUCACUGCAUGGACUAACUUAACUGUUCCCAGGUUUAAUGACAUGAUCUGUCAGAGGGCUCCCUCUGACCUGCGCACUUCGAUGUAAUACACUUGGUUUUUUCUUUUUCAAAGAACUUGUUUUGACUCUAAAGUUGGACUUAACUUAGUCUGUCGGGGGAAUUACAACGUUGAUUGUGCAUGAGAGAAAACAUGACGGCCGAUAAGGAGAAGAAGAGGAGCAGCUCAGAGCGUCGUAAGGAGAAGUCUCGGGAUGCAGCUCGCUGCAGGCGCAGCAAAGAGACAGAGGUUUUCUACGAGCUGGCUCACCAGCUGCCUCUCCCCCACAGCGUCAGCUCUCACCUGGACAAGGCCUCCAUAAUGAGGCUGGCUAUCAGCUUCCUGCGCACACGCAAGCUGCUUGCCACAGGCUGCAGCAGCAGAAGCAGUGAUGGUGAUGAGGACGGACAGAUGGAUAGUCUGUACCUGAAGUCUCUCGAGGGCUUUAUCACCGUGGUAACAUCAGACGGCGAUAUGAUAUUCCUGUCCGAGAACAUCAACAAAUUCAUGGGGCUCACACAGGUGGAGCUCACUGGUCACAGCAUCUUUGACUUCACCCAUCCAUGCGACCACGAGGAGAUCAGAGAAAACCUCAGCCUGAAGACAGCUGGCAGUGGCUUCGGUAAAAAAGGCAAAGAGCUGAGUACUGAGCGGGAUUUCUUCAUGAGGAUGAAAUGCACGGUGACCAACAGAGGACGCACAGUCAACCUCAAGUCAGCCAGCUGGAAGGUGCUGCACUGCACCGGGCACCUGAAGAUGUACAACAGCUGCCCUCCCAGGGUGCUGUGUGGCUUCAAAGAGCCUCCGCUUACCUGCGCUGUUCUGAUGUGCGAACCCAUCCCACACCCAUCCAACAUCGACACGCCUCUGGACAGCAAGACCUUCCUGAGCAGACACAGCAUGGACAUGAAGUUCACCUACUGUGAUGAGAGGGUAACAGAACUGAUGGGUUACACUCCUGAGGAUCUGCUGGGACGCUCGGUCUACGACUUUUACCACGCCCUGGACUCAGACAGUGUCACCAAGAGCCACCACAACUUGUGCACCAAGGGUCAGGCAGUGAGCGGUCAGUACCGAAUGCUGGCUAAGAACGGAGGUUACAUCUGGGUUGAAACUCAAGGAACUGUUAUUUAUAACAGCCGCAACUCCCAGCCCCAGUGCAUCGUGUGCAUAAACUAUGUCCUUAGCGACAUUGAGGAGAAGUCAAUGAUUUUCUCCUUGGAGCAGACAGAGUCCCUGUUCAAGCCGCGCCACAUGAGCAGUUUCUUCACCGCUGGAGGUGCGGGUGUGACUGGAGAGCCGGGAGAUGCCCUUUUCACCAAACUCAAAGAAGAGCCGGAAGACCUGGCCCAGCUGGCUCCGACACCUGGAGACACGAUCAUUUCCCUCGACUUCGGUCGCCCUCAGUUCGACGUUCAAGGCGCAGCUAUGCUCCCUCCAGGGCCUCCGUCCUGGGCUAGCGAGAGCCACAAGCCUGCCCCUCCAGCAUCGGGCCAAACCCCAGCUCCGGUUCCAGGGGAUAUGGCUAACAUGGCUGGCACGUUCACUGUGCAGCAGAAUCCGCCACCGGGCAGCGCCACCCCGAGCCUCAGCAGCUGCUCCACGCCGAGCAGCCCAGGUGAUUAUUACAGCUCAGUGGAGAGUGACCUGAAGGUGGAGCUGACUGAGAAGCUGUUUGCUUUGGACACAGAGAGCAACAACACUGCAGACACUGAGAGGGACUUAAGUGACUUGGACCUGGAGACUCUGGCUCCUUAUAUCCCCAUGGAUGGAGAAGACUUCCAGCUGAAUCCCAUCAUCCCAGAGUCUGAACCCCUGGAGGGGGGUCCGGCAGGAUCCCUGGGAAGCAGCAGCAGCAGCCUGCCACAAACACACCAGGGCUCCCAGCAGAGGUUUAGCAACAUCGCCAGCCUCUUCCAGCCCCUGUCCUCCCCUCCUCAGCCCCAAAGCCACUACCAGUCCCAGCCUGCUGCAUCCUGGGCUACAGGAGAGAAGAGAAGCUCUAGCCAGGAGACCCUGAACCACCACAUGAUGGGGCACAUGCAGAAUCCCCCAUACCAGGCCCCAGCCAGCACCCCUCUGUCCUCCAUGGGUGGCAGGCAGAAUCUGCAGUGGCCACCAGACCCUCUGUUAACCUACAAACAACAACAACCACAAGCCGCCAAGGCCUACCUGAUGGACAAUUCAGGAGAGGCACGCCCAUCCUGCCAACAGAAUAUGACACAUCUCAUGCAGAAACAGAGAUCCAUUGACAACUUUGUACAAGCCUACAGAGACAUGAGUCCAGCCAGAGUGGCCAUGACCAACACUAUCAAGCGCUCCUUCACCCAGAUGGCUGUGGGUGAAAGCAAGCCUUCAGAAAUCAUGUGGAAGAAGAUGAGGGGUGAUGGCUGUGUCACCAUGGAUCGCUCCCUCAGCGCAGGGUCACUGGCAGAGUCGGGGAUGAGCAGGAUGAUGCCAGGCAGCAUGUCUUCAUGUCUCAGCUCUCUGCAACAGCACAGGAAGUCUCAGUAUCCAGGAAAUGGGAUAGGUGGUGCAAGUGAGAAAGCCUUCUCCCAAAAGAGCUGCAACUACACUGACUACAACAUGCUGCCUUCUACCAAGACUGAGGGUAUAGCUAGCCGUCUGUUGGGCCCUUCGUUUGAGCCUUCCUGUCUGCCGGAGUUGACCCGCUACGACUGCGAGGUCAACGUCCCACUGCAGGGCAACCUGCACCUCCUCCAGGGCUGUGACCUGCUGAGAGCCCUGGACCAGGCCACCUAGAGCCCCAGAUUCAAAAACCCCACCAUAGACCCAGACUUGAUCCCAGCCCUGAACCUCAACCUGCAGCCCGAGACUUAAGCGUAUAUCUUUACUUUCAUACCUCUGGGGCCGUCUGAAAGCCCUGAGGCUAAGCUACCUAUAGGGGAUGCCUUAUUUAGCUUGCCUGACUUAAACCCCAUACUGUCCCUACUAUGUUCUGUGUUCUUUCUGUAAUUCUGUACCUUGACCAUCUAAACAAGCUGAGAUAUCAGGGUCAAGUCAGUUUCACCCCUUCUCCCCCAAGCUUUUGACUCAAAUCCAAUGCAGGUUGAUCACCAAUGUACAAAAGUUGCUCUGCACUGAGCCAACCACAUAGAGGACCCACACAUUUAAGAGAACAUGGGUCAUUCGGUCAAAAAAGGCCAAUGUAGAAUACAAAAUGAUUCCGGAUAUGUGUCCUGUGCUAAAAAGUCUUGACACUGGGAUAUCUCUGGUCACCAGGUUUGGGGUAAACGUCUCUCACAGGUCAGCUCUGUGUUUGGACGCACAGGCUGAACUCGGGUCUUUGGUAUAAACAGGGUAUUAGAGGUGUGGGAUUCAGACACACAAUCUGCCUUAAAGGCCAGCUCUGCCCAAACAUCUACAGCCAUACACUGCAGCCUACCAGCUGUUUCCUACCCUGACUUAAGUGGGAAUCCAUGACCAAGCUACAUAUAGGCACAGGAUUCAAACCUAUAACCUGUCUCCUUUGCAGAUAUGAACUCUAUGCAGCUCAGUUCCCAGCCUUACUUUCUCUUCAGCUAACUUAUUUAGCUCAGAAGAGAUUAUAUUAUACUACCUACACAUUAACAGAGACACUGUGUUCUUUCACUUAGUGUACUUGACCAGCAAUUAGACCCAGACCACUUUUCUAGUUCUAGUCAAAGCCUCAAGUAAAAGUUGGGUAUCAUGAAUUGGUUCUGAAAUGUAGCCAUUUUAAAAUUAAUAAGAACCAAGGAUUAUUUACAAAACACAGUCUUUGAUUCUGCUUAUUGAUUCCCAAAGAUUACUUUUUAAUCACUACACUGCAAUAUGCAGGACUGGAAAAAGUGUGGCUAAAAGUAAUCAGUGUGCCAAAAUAAUUAUUUAAGGGAGGUACUGUUAGCACAGUAUAAGGCUGGUAACAGCAGUGGUUCCCAACUUUUUUUUUUUUCUUUUGAUCACUUAAAAAUGUUUUAACAAUUUGAGCAGGUGUUUUUUCUUUGAAACUCUUAGAUGGUUUUAUUUUAUAAUUGUUAGAGUCCAGAAGGGAUAAAACUAUUAAUUCACAUGAAACAUGACAAAAUAAAUAGAAACUUGUCUAAUGGAACUGUAUUUUUCUUGACUCUGUAGGACUAGGAGGAUAUCCAAUUUAAGUAAAAACAAUGUUUAACUUGUACAUGGCUAGAGAAUACCUCUAUUUCUUAAAUUGUAUCAUAAAACACUUUCCUAUAUGGCAAGUCUGCUUAAGACUAAAAUGCCUUGACUUUAAUCACAUGUAGAUUUCAUUUCACUCUCAAAAGAAUAAGAAUUGGGACUCAGUAAGCAGAAACAAAACCAAAAGUAUACCUCUCUCUUCACUCAGACAGACAGACAGACACACUUACUUACACAGACGGUCGUCAGUCUCCCUCUUCUUGCCUAAAGUCCAUCCAACCUCAGUCACUGUAACGGCCUCAUCUGUUUAAAUGACCAAGUAGUACAGUUUGUUCAUUCAGAAAGACUCUGAUUCUCAGAACAUAAACUGGUCCACAUAAGUAUUACAACUGUUCGGGUCAAUUUUAAUGACAUAUGCAUUAUAUUGUUAUUUUAGGUAUUAUAAUUAGUCUAUACUUCUGUUAUUGAAUUGAGACAUUUUAGCUUUUAUCAAAUCUCCCCAAAUUAUUUAAUCCAAAUCAAUGGGACACUUUACUGUGUCAAUACUGCUUUGUUUCUCUCCUCUCAUUUAUUUUUUAUGUUCUUACUCCACCUACCAGAUUUUUUGUGUCUAUCUCACAGACACACAAAAACAUAUAUUGCAAUACAUGUACUCUACUGUAAGUUGAAUAUUGUUAAGUUUUAUUUUUUUCUGUUCUUUUUUUCUAUCAUUUCUUCUUAAAACUGUCUUCAUGUCUAAACAUGAUUCCCCCUUUCUCACCUUUCUGUCAGGUAAAUAGCUCAUGUGAUGUGACUACAGGGUUUUUUUGUUUUUGUGCAAUUAUUUCAUUCAGCUAAAGCUUACAUAGUCAGCAACAAAGCUAGCCUUAUUCACCAAACUGAUAGUUUGUACAAAGGAAUCUGGCUUACACACACUGUAAAGAGUUCACGUGAUUAUAUGUUGCAGGCUUACACACACUUCACACAAUACAGAACCCCCCCCCCCCCAAAAAAAAAAAAAAAAAAACCUAAACAAAACAAAAACAAGGCAUGUGCACAGGUUACCUAAUGGGGAAGGACAGGGAUGAAAAAAGGGGGACUUCUCCUGCAUCACUUGUAAAUUCAGUUUUUGCCCUUAAAGAGACCUUAAAUGUGUUAAGUGUUUUAGGCUCCUUAACUUUACUAUACAGUUAUACAGCUAUGUAUGUUCUCUGCUGUUCCAGGCAGCAUUUGGUUUAUAUUCAUUUCUUUGCAGUAUGAAUAUCAGUUAGCAGACUUUUCAAAUUGUGUAAUACAUACGUAAUAAACAUAAAGUCUACGUUUUCUUUUUUUCCUUUCUUUUUUGGAGGGAGAUUGUCAAAAUUACAUUAUCUGGCAUGUGAGCUAAUCAGAGGUGCAUUACAAGGGGUCAAAAGGGCAAUUUAGCUGAUAAGAAGGGCACUUAAGCCAUCCAGAAGGGCAACUGGGCCAAUCAGAAAGCCAAACUGAGGGGGUUAAGUUGGUAUUUAGGUUCAUCAAAGCCAUAAAAGAGGUUACUUAUCAACCUCAAUUGCCCUCUUGGUGUUAUUAGGGCAAAAAUGAAGCUUGUGUGCCAUUAAAAAACAAGGCCACUUCAGCUCUGAGAUCAAAAAGGGCAGGAGAGGUCAGUCCUUCCCACCCCUGUGCACACCACUGCACAAACCAGAUGGGGUAAGGUCAUAUGACAGCAGCAACUGUAUAAUCACUUACUCAUUCAGAUUAUACAUAUGUACAUAGCAGAGGCAACAGCCUUGGUUUCAGUGCCGUAGAGCAGCCUGCGAAGUGACUUGAAAGUGGAGUAUAUGUAUUAUUCUUUUAUGAUUAGGACAAGGCCAGUUUUUCUUCUAAUUCACAACACAGAGUGGCCACCAAAACCAGAAGGCUUUGAUACAGAAAUAUAUUAGUCAACCUUAUACAUGAUGGACUAGAGUAGGGUCAGAAUUUUAUUUUCUAACUAAAAAAAAAAAAAAAACUGUCAUUUUCACCCAAACGAUGAAAACAAGUUCUCACUAUUUUCUCUGCUCUCUCCUUUCCUGUACUGUCAAAGUAUUUUUCUUAAUCUCACUCUAUUUUUUUGAGGUAAUUGUCUUUGUGUGGUGACCACUUUUGAGUAUGAAUUAUAGAGCUUUGUACACAUAUACGUUACGUAUUUAAAGAAACAAAACUAAUGUUAAGAUAGUGUUUUUAGUGUUUAUGUGUCCUGGUACUUUGUCCUUAUCUACCCCUGUAGAUGCAGAUGGAUCAGAUCCCUCGCAGUGCUGUUUCCCCUCGUGCUGUUUCCAUGUUGUGGCAUUUUAUUUUCUUCAGAGUUUUAUCCUAAAAUAUAUAUUGAAUCUGUUGGCUGGCCAGUACUGUUUUUGCUUUGAAAAGAUAGUAAAACAAAACAAACAAACAAAAUGGAAAAAAAGAUUAAAAGCUAAAAUAUCAGUUUUCUAAGUUUCACUUUUCAGAUAUGUAGCAUUUUGAAUAUUGUAAAGAAGGUGAAGUUGCCUCAUAAUUAAUCACAUAGUUUUCCAGUUGCAUAUAUAAAAGCAAUGGUGCUUCAUAGACAAUGUAUGUGUCAUUUUUAGAACUUUUAUUACAUCUCUUGGAUCCACUAACACUGUAUUUUUUACGUUUUCUGCUUUAUGUCAUGCUGAAUUGUUCUUUAAAGUUAAUUUUGAUCCCUACAAUGUGCCUUAUCAUAACACAUACUGAGUUCACCCUUCAAGAGCACAGCUUUUUCCUGCCACCUGUAGGUGACAAUGGGGCCUAUUACUGAAGAUAAUCCUAAAUUGAAAUUGUAUAGCAUGAAAGUUCCCCAUUGUUAUAAUUUGAAUUUGCACAUCACAUGACACCUUAACUUUAUCUUCUAAUGAUUUUUGUCAAUUAAAAGCCAGCUUGCAGAACUUGAUAUUAAUGUGGAAAUAUAGCAGGGGCCCUAAAAAUGGGGAUACAGUGUCACAUUUGGGAUGAUUUUCAUAAUAAACCCUCAGGUUUUGUAGUUGACAGCUCCUUCAUAGCCUCUUCCUAGCCAUGGAACAUACAGUAGAAGCCUCAUAGAUUCAAGCAGAACCCCAUUAGAGCCCCCUGGUGAUGACGAGUCAAAUUAUGUUUAAGGUUUUUAAGGAAAUGGAUUUCCCAGCUCAUCAACAUCGACAUGACAGUCUGUUUGCUGAUGAAGCUGCUUGUGGGUUUUUAAGUUUAAUUGAAUAGGACUGGACUAUACAGUAAAAGUUCUCCUGGGUGGUGGGUUAUAUAUGUCAGAUGGGACAGCAGUGUACAACAAAGUUAGUGCUGUGUUUGAGUUACAUUUUAAGUGUGUGUAACUAUCAGUCUGCAAACCAAAUUUGCCUGACCUGAUCAUGUAGAUACUACAGUUCAAUAUUAAAGCUCAAGUUCUAUAUGAAUUACUUCUGUGUAUAGGAAAGAUGCCAAUAAAAACAAAUCCAAAGGUAAAGAUCUCACACCCACGUUGAUACAUAGGAGUCAUGGAGUCCUCCCGUGAUGUUUAGUAAGAUUUGAUUAUUCUGAGAGGGGAUGUGGGCCGAGAACAGUUUGAACAGUUAUGAAGGAGAUAUUAAAAUAAGUUAUGUCAAGUUGAGUGAUACAUGAAGAGAGAUACAUCCUGCUCAGCCUGCCCACUGAUGCAAAUCUCUCCACUCGACUCAUCACUCAUCUGUUUCUCCUCUCACUCCCCCUCUCUCUUCACUUUCCUUUAACAAAAUUCAUUUGUUUUCAUGUCAGCAGUUACUUUAGAAAAGACAGCAUUUCUAGCAUUGUUUAAAUUGGAGGUUCUUUCAAAGUAAAAAGCCUGCAAAUGCAGCUAUGGUUAGAUUAGGUUUAUAGAAAUGCACUUCACAGAAUUUUAAAAGCAUGUUUUUAAACCACUGGAAUUAUUUUCAUUGUACAUUUACAGUGCAAUAUAGAACUGUUCCUGAAGAGCUUAAGUGCUAAAGCAAUUUUAAGAGACCAAAGAAUACAUUAAAUGUUUUUGAAACAAACAGAUGGAAGAACAGUGCCUCAGAUGGACUUUUUAGCUGAUGAUGCUUGACCUAAAUUGUGUUACUGUAUGUGGAAAGAGUUGGCUAGAUGGAAGUUGAUUUUUAAAAUAAAAAUGUAGACAGAGGGAAAGUCCCAUGCCCAUUUUAAGCUAGCUUCUGCUCCACUAGUUUUGGCCAGACAAUUUAAAAUUUAGCAGACUUUAAAAAUGUUAAAUCCUUUUAGUUGUUUUAACCCAGCAAGUUAUUUUUUAGCAUUUAAGAACUACACCUCUGUUGAUAUAAAUUGAAAACUUUGCUGUCUUGUGGAGUAAAAAUCUGUUUAUUUUAGAAUACAGACAGAACAAUAAGAAUGGGCGUCAGCUAAUCAGUAGGACAAAAUAAAGAUGGCUAACUCUCAGAAAAGCUAUGAUAAGUGAGCGCUAGUGAAAUAGAUGCUAAACAAAAUGGGCGGGGUUUCAGUUCUCUGUUUUAAUUCUAGAAAGGCCUAUCACCAGUCCUAGUGCUAAUUAUGCUGUGCUACUUGAAGGGGUUCCCUAAAAAAACAAAAGUGACAAAAUGUUUAAGGAUUUAAUUCACUCUUUCAUUGCACCUUCUCUUUAAAGAAAAUAUCAGCAUUUUGUCUCGUCUUGUGUAACAACAGGGUUUUUGUUUUUCCUUAUGGGAUCCAUGUUCAGCUACUUAUAUUCUGUUUUUGUCAGUGUCAUACAGUACAGUUAGCUGAUUCUGCAUUUUUUAACAAGCUAAAAAUUCAUAUUGAUCUUAUUAUUAUCAUAUAUUGUUAUCAUUGUUAUUACUAUAUGGGGAAUUUAACCCAAUAAGAAGUUUGUGUUUCUGCACUGAUAUCUUAUUAUUAAAGCAUACUGAUCUUACCCUCUC
Molecule: messenger RNA, 9328 nt
Organism: Lates calcarifer (barramundi perch)
Lineage: Eukaryota; Metazoa; Chordata; Actinopteri; Centropomidae
Gene: epas1b
Product: endothelial PAS domain protein 1b
Exons: 16
Coding region: 477-3098 (873 amino acids)
Biological process (GO): regulation of transcription by RNA polymerase II; cellular response to hypoxia
Cellular component (GO): nucleus; transcription regulator complex; cytoplasm
Molecular function (GO): protein dimerization activity; RNA polymerase II transcription regulatory region sequence-specific DNA binding; DNA-binding transcription factor activity, RNA polymerase II-specific
Source: RefSeq, a predicted model, not a curated record